AUGAAACUUUUGCUUCUUCUCACCGUCUUCGGCUCAACACAAGCUUUCUUGUGGAGUCUUCUCGGUUUGGGUGGCGGUGGAGGUGGAGGUGGAGGAUGUGCUCCCGCUACGUCUUCAUGUUGUACCCCACAAGCAGCCCCAGCCUGUUCCCCACCAGCCUCAAGUAAUUGUGGAUGUGGUGGAGGAGGGGGUGGUGGUGGAUAUGCUCAAGCCGCUCCUGCUCCUGCUAUGAGCCAAUCAUUUGCUCCAACUUUUGGUGGAGCUUCAUCUUUUGGUGGAAAUUAUGGCGCUCCACCUCCUCCACCUAUGCCUGCUCCACUUGGCGGUGGAUCAAUCGGUGGUGCUCCUCCAAUCGCUCCCCCAGUUGGUGGUGCCCCUCCCUUAGGUCCUUUGGGCGGUGCGCCAGCUGGUGGAUAUUCACAAGGCGCCCCUCCACCCCUACCUCCGCCACCCCCACCACCACCAUCCGCUCCUCAACAGGACAUCCCUCCGCAACAACCACAACCCCAAGCCCUCAUCUCUGCUCCAAUCGAAGCGCAACGCACGCCAGAGGGUGCCCCCAUUGAACCGGCUCAAUCACUUGUACAGCUUCCUCAACCCGGCGAGGCCCCUCCUCCACCUCCUGCUCCUCAAUCUCCACCCACAUCUCCCAUUGUUGCCGUCCCGGUUGUCCCGUCUGGUUAUGAAACUCCCCCACUCGGUGCACCACCAGCUCCCAUUGUUGGACCAUCUCCAAGUUUUGGAGUUCCUCCUCCACCCGGUCCAGCUCCAUUCCAAGCUCCAUUCCAAGCUCCAUUCCAAGCUCCAUUCCCCGGUCCAGCCCCAGUUCAAGCUCCAUUCCCCGCUUCAGCUCCCGCACUUGCCCCCGUUUUCUCAUCCGCUCCCCAAGUAGCUCCGUCAGCGGCUUCAUUCCCCUCACCUGCUCCAGCUCCUAAUUAUGGUGCUCCUCAACCAGCCCCCGCUUCUGCCCCAAUCCCAUUCCCCGUAUCGGCACCAGCUCCUAGCUAUGGAGCUCCUCAGCCAGCCCCUGCUCCAGCACCGAUUCCAUUCUCAGCCCCAGCUCCAGCCCCUAGUUACGGUGCCCCUCAGCCAGCUCCCGCAUCUGCCCCAUUCCCAGCUCCCGCUCCGGCUCCUAGUUAUGGUGCCCCUCAAACAGCACCAGCUCCUGCUCAGACUUUCCCGGCACCAGAGGCAGCACCAGCUCCAAGCUAUGGAGCACCCCAACCUGCUCCUGCCCCUAUCACUGCUCCAGCUGGUUACGAUGCUUCACAAGCCGCUCCCGCUCCCGCAGCAGCACCAGCUACCUCAACGGGUUACGACUCUACCCAGCCAGCUGCUUCGGAACCAGCCACAGAAUCGGCGGAUUAUGAUGCGGGCAAACUAGCUCUCGAGCCUUCUCCACCUUCAACACCAGAAGCCGCGCCAGCUUACGGCGAUUUGGCCUCAACCUCGGCUGCCCCAGACACAUUUGAAUCCGAAUACGUCGAGGAGGGAGAAGAAACGACCGAGGCUCCCGGUGGCGGUACGGAAUAUGUCGAAGAGACCAGCGAUGCUCCGGCUACUGAGAAUGGUCAGGAAUAUGAUGAAGGAGCCGAGUAUGUUGAAGAAGAAACAGCAGCGCCGGGUGGAGCUGAAUAUGAAGAUGAAACGAAUACAGCAGAAGAGUCAAAAGAUGGUUAUGGAGGAGCUACAGCUACCGAAAGCCCGAGCUCCGAUACAGAAGUUCAAUACGAGGAGGUCACCGAUGCUCCAUCGAGUUCCUACAAGGCCAAAAAACGAGCCGCUAAAGUGGGACGACAU
Molecule: messenger RNA, 1800 nt
Organism: Mesorhabditis belari
Lineage: Eukaryota; Metazoa; Nematoda; Chromadorea; Rhabditida; Rhabditidae
Source: the annotation of a GenBank genome assembly